Molecule: messenger RNA, 1286 nt
Organism: Malaya genurostris
Lineage: Eukaryota; Metazoa; Arthropoda; Insecta; Diptera; Culicidae
Gene: CtsB
Product: cathepsin B
Exons: 2
Coding region: 164-1168 (334 amino acids)
Biological process (GO): regulation of catalytic activity
Cellular component (GO): lysosome
Molecular function (GO): cysteine-type endopeptidase activity
Source: RefSeq, a predicted model, not a curated record
AAUGAGAAUAGCUCGUCCAAUAACAAAUUCAUAAAUGCACUAGUGCGGUGCUGUACUGCAGUUGGUUGGGUUUGUUGAUUCUAUGAUUGGAUUCUACGGAAUCGUUGAAAAGGAAAGAAAGCAGAAAAAGAAAACAACAAACGAUUCAGCAUAAUUUAACACCAUGAAGUAUCUGCUGCUACUGUUGGCCCUCGGUCUAGUCGGGGCCCAGCAGCAUCCGUUGUCGCAGGCAUUCAUCGAUGAAAUCAAUGCCAAAGCAGUGACCUGGCGGGCCGGGGCAAAUUUCGCUCCGCAAACCUCGAUGGCCUACAUUCGCGGGCUGAUGGGAGUACACAAGGAUGCGGACAAGUUCAAGCCGCCAUUGAUGCUGCACGAACUGGAGGACGAUGAUGAUUUACCGGAGAAUUUCGAUUCCCGUGAGCAGUGGCCAAAUUGUCCUACGAUUCGAGAAAUCCGUGAUCAGGGUUCGUGCGGUUCCUGUUGGGCUUUUGGGGCCGUGGAGGCCAUGUCCGAUCGAUACUGCAUUCAUUCGGGUGGAAACGUGCACUUCCGAGUUUCAGCAGAGGAUCUAGUUUCGUGCUGUCACACGUGCGGAUUCGGUUGCAAUGGUGGAUUCCCGGGUGCAGCUUGGAGUUAUUGGGUCAGAAAGGGACUGGUCAGUGGUGGCCCGUACGGGUCGGAUCAAGGCUGUCAACCGUACGUGAUUGCUCCCUGUGAGCACCAUGUCAAUGGCUCGAGACCGGCUUGCAAUGGGGAAGAAGGCAAGACCCCCAAGUGUGAAAAGAAAUGCCAGGCUAGCUACAACGUGCCGUAUGCUAAAGAUAAACACUUCGGAAAGUCGUCCUAUUCGAUCGCCAGACACGAACAGCAGAUCCAGAAGGAGAUUAUGACGAAUGGACCGGUGGAAGGUGCCUUCACGGUGUAUGAAGACUUGCUGCAGUACAAAGAGGGCGUCUACCAGCACGUCACUGGAAAGAUGCUCGGUGGUCAUGCGAUCCGCAUACUGGGUUGGGGUGUCGAAAACGAUACCAAGUAUUGGCUGAUUGCCAACUCGUGGAACAGCGACUGGGGUGACAAUGGAUUCUUUAAGAUUUUGCGCGGCGUUGACCAUCUCGGUAUCGAAAGCUCCAUUGCUGCCGGUUUGCCAAAGGUUCAGAAUAUAGUGUGAUGAUACUCGACUGCUCGACGAGUUAGAAUCGUUCCCAGUAUGCCAGUAGGGUGUUCGAUUUUGCUUGUUAAUGUAAGAAAUUUAGUCGACUGAAUAAAGACUUGAAUAUUAGGAAAAA